AUGGAUAUUCAUGAAGAAGAUGCACAAAGUGUCGACGAUGACACUACUUCUAAUAUAUCAGAAGCUCAGUUGGAGAUGGAAGUUGAUGAGGCUCCUUCUCCACUGGAUGGAAGACAAGUAAAAUUAGGUAGUACACAUUUUACUUGUAUUGGAAACAUUUUGUUGCCCCAAAAAAGAGUUUUGAAAGGCAAGGAAAAGCGAGGAUACCCUACCUACAAAUAG
Messenger RNA from Parnassius apollo (apollo), 222 nucleotides. The record is from the annotation of a GenBank genome assembly. Lineage: Eukaryota; Metazoa; Arthropoda; Insecta; Lepidoptera; Papilionidae.